Molecule: messenger RNA, 1467 nt
Organism: Polyodon spathula (Mississippi paddlefish)
Lineage: Eukaryota; Metazoa; Chordata; Actinopteri; Acipenseriformes; Polyodontidae
Product: zinc finger CCHC domain-containing protein 10-like
Exons: 4
Coding region: 113-592 (159 amino acids)
Molecular function (GO): nucleic acid binding; zinc ion binding
Source: RefSeq, a predicted model, not a curated record
CACAAAAAAAAAAAUGUUAAAAAAACGAGUAGUUUUGUGAAUUGGGUUCAUCUUUUGUCUCAGCUCCUUGGAGAUGUUGAACGAGGGAGUGUGUGGAUGACAUUGGUAUCCCAUGUUGCACUGCUUUAUCAGGGCUUACAAGAUGGCGACGCCCAUGCACAGAAUAAUUGCUCGUAGGCAGGCGGAGGCUAACAAACAGUAUGUCCGAUGUCAGAAAUGUUUAGAAUUUGGCCAUUGGACGUACGAAUGUACUGGGAAGAGGAAAUAUCUACACAGACACUCCAGAACCGUAGAAUUGAAGAAGAAAUUAAAGGAGAGUGAAAACAACUUGACAUCUAUGCCAGUACCAGGCAGUGAAGGAGCAAGUGAAAAGAAGACCAAGACAAAAAAGAAAAGAUCCAAGGAUUCAAGUAGCUCCAGCAGCAGCAGCUCCAGUAGUUCGUCCAGUGACUCUUCCUCAGACAGUGACUCUUCCUCCUCGGACAGUGACAGCAAUGAGAGCUCCAGCUCCUCCUCCUCCUCCAGCUCCAGCAGCGACUCGGACUCCAGCAGCUCCGACAGCAAGCCUCCCAAGAAAAGGAAGAAGAAAUAAGAUGAAUGGUUUUGAUCCAGAUCAGAGUUCCAGCCCUGUUUUACUGCUCUGUUCAGACUGAUUUUUAUAGGUUUAUCAUGUAAAUAAAACCUAAAACAAACCUUGGGACUUCUAGUGGCAGAAGUUGUCAGUAAGGGUUUCCUGAAAAGAGGUAUAGACCAGGUACAUUUACAAACCUUUACUAGUGUGACGAAGAGCUCUUCCAAAAGGGUUAUCUUUUAAGAGUAAGAAAGUGUUUAUACUAGUGUGUUAUUUCUUCAACAACAAUAUUCCAUAUUUGACACGGUGACCUAAAAAAAAAAAAAAAAACUUUGUUAACCAUGGUUUACAGCUGUUUUCUCUGGACUGUUUCCAUUGUGUGUAUUUGAUCACAUGCAAGAUAAGGGGACCAGAGAUUUGCAUGUUUGUGAACUACAAGUUGGUUAUUCAAAUUAUUUUACACGGGGGUCAUUUUCAAGGUUUUUCAAAAUUAACAAUGAAUAAAUAAUAUUUUUGUAAAUGACAACUUUAUCAUAAUUCCAGAGUGUGCAUUUGUAUUUUUUUGUUUGUUUUUAUUGUAUAUAAUAGAAGUGUUAAACUUAUUUUUAAACUUGUGUUUUCACUCUACUUCAAUUAUUAAAUACUAGUUUAUACUGUUGUCACACUUGACCUAGGUCACACUUAUCCCCAAAUUAACAUAGUUCAAGUUUAAUUUGACGUAUACAUGAUAUGUAAUUGUAAAAUUACAGCACCCUUCCUAGUAUUGUUAAAUGUUUUGUUUCUCUAACAGUAGCAUUGUAAUGUUUGGCACAUAAGAGGGUAAUUUGAAGUAUCUGUCUUAAGACAUUUUUGUAGUUGUCAGUUUCUUUUUUUAAAUAAAGGGGUUUUUAAGUGUG